GUACGUGGCGCGCAUCCCACGGACGCGCGCGCGGCCAGCCAGCCACCGGAUAAAGCCGUCAACCCUAGCCGCCCGACCUCUCUCCCUCCCGCCGUCGGCCCUCGUCCGCGCGCCACCCACCUUCCCGUCCCCGACGGGCACGUCCUCGAGCUCCGCCCCACUCCCCUGUGCCACCACGCCGGAGAAAUCGGCCCGGUACGUCUUCCUCGCCUCCGGCUGCUCUGUCGCCGCCGUCGAUUCGUCGUCUCCGCCGCCGCCGCACCCCGGCUGCUUCUCCCCUUCGCCUCCUUGACUCGUGCGUCCUCGUGUCUCCCCCAUCCCAUAUUCCCUCCCAUGGCGUCCGUGCCGUGGGCUGACCUGGAGGCCGCCAUCGCGGCGCUCCCCGGCAGGAAGCAGCGGCUGCGGGAGUCCUACGACCGCCUCGUCGCCCGCGCGCCGCCCGAUCUCCGCCUCCCCUUCGCCUGGGACGACAUCGACGCCCACGUGUCCUCCCUCCACGCCUCCUUCUCCCUCCGCUUCCGCCAGAUGAUGCUGCAGCAGCAGCGGCCCCACCCCGCCGUCCCCUCGCCCGCAACCGCGACCCACGACGACCAGCAGCCCCACCCCGCAACCCCCGAGGAUGUGCAGCCCCACCCCGGCGCCACCGUGUCCCCAGCCCACGACGACGAGGAGAUGGUUUUCAAGGAUGAGGACGCCUCUCCCGUCCAAGAGGAUGAUGGUGUGGGGAAAGAUAGGGAGGGCGAGGAGAUGGUUAUCAAGGAUGAAGACGUCUCUACUGUCCAAGAGGAUGAUGAUGUGGGGAAAGAUAUGGAGGACACGGGCAUGGGCGGCUUUGAGGGGGCGACAAGCUGCCAUGCCGCCGGGGGAACUCGUGAUCAAGAGUUUCCGGUGCCGAUGGGGGAUCACGGUCACGGCCCGGACGCCGGCAACCGUAUGCUCCGGCAGCCAUACAUGGCGUUCCCGCCGCCGACUGAUGUGCUUAGCCGCCAGCUGAAUCUUGCCAUGCUGCAGCGACAGCCACCAUACAUGCCGCACCUGCAGGGGUUUCCUGCCAUGAAUACCUUCAAUAUUCCUCCCAUGGUCCAGCAGAUGCCGUACUUCAAUAUUCCUCCUAUGAUGCAGCAGCCGCCGUACUUCAGGCAAGAAUUCCUUCCUGAUUUCAGCCAGAAAUUCUUCCCUGAUGUGAUGAUGGGGCAACCCCCGAUGGGCAUCGACCAUGCGCUCCAGCAGCAGUACAUGGCGAUGGCGCACCAUCAACAUCGCUUAGCACAGCAGCAGUACAUGGCGAUUGCGCAACAUCAACGAUGCUUCCCGCAGCAGCAAUACAUGGCGAUUGCGCAACAUCAACAUUGCUUCCAACAGCAGCAGCAGUACAUGGCGCAACAUGAACACCGCUUCCCUGCUGCACAGGCUGCCAGUGCUCAUGGUCAGGGAUCAAACGCUAAGCGUGGUCGACCGUGCAGGACUACAGAUAUGGACGCCAUGAACGUGCUAGUGAGAGAGCCAAUUAAGAAGAGCAGGCCUAUCCAGCAUGAUGUCGAACCAAAGCCGAUCAACAAGCCGAUUCAGAAGAAGACCAUGUACGAUUAUUUUUGAUAGACGACUCGUGCGUUGAUAUGUUAAAUUAACAAAAUCAAAGUGAGGAAAACCUAGUCCAAAGGUACCGCCGUGUGGGCAACAUUUUGUGACCAUUUACCUUUUGACAUGAUUUUUUCAUGAUACUAUUAUUUUCAUUAUUAAAAAAAGUUAUUUAACAUAA
Molecule: messenger RNA, 1759 nt
Organism: Hordeum vulgare subsp. vulgare (domesticated barley)
Lineage: Eukaryota; Viridiplantae; Streptophyta; Magnoliopsida; Poales; Poaceae
Exons: 1
Coding region: 334-1596 (420 amino acids)
Source: RefSeq, a predicted model, not a curated record